Messenger RNA from Anastrepha ludens (Mexican fruit fly), 3235 nucleotides. RefSeq lists its product as uncharacterized. Bases 91 to 2097 code for a protein of 668 amino acids. The record is from RefSeq and is a predicted model, not a curated record. The transcript has 6 exons. NCBI's taxonomy places the organism in Eukaryota, Metazoa, Arthropoda, Insecta, Diptera, Tephritidae.
CAACAGCUUCUCAACAUCUUCGAGGUAAUAAUCUCAACCCUCGAGGGCAAGCUCAAGCGCAUCGACAGCCUCGACAAAUCUGUCGAACAUAUGGUGAAGCGUAUGGAAGCACUGGAUAAUCGUGUGGCGGACAAUUUACUUAAAACCGACGCCGUCAUCUCCAAACUUCGCACACUGGACAAUAAAAUCACCAACGAUAUACACGCCUCGUCCAAUGAUGGCAGCGGUAGUGGCGGGCGCUCGGCACGCAUCGCCAAUAUGGCCACUGCAGAGCAUCUAGAUAAUCGCCUACUGCUGCUGGAUCAAAAGGUUAGCGAUAUCGACACCAAGCUUGAAGUGCUCAAAACACAAAUCGAUAAUAAUUUUCUACAAGUUGACGACAUUAAUGCGGAGGCGAGCGAGAAGAAACCGAUCAGCAUGAAUGUUGUUGAGAUAACGAAGGCUAUGAAUGCCGAAGUAAUGAAUCAUGUGUCUACGGAAUUAAAUGAAUUACGCGACACUACCGACAAUAUUGACAAGAAGCUACAAUUUCACAUCAAUAUUGUGUCGGAGAAUGUGGGCCAUAUGUUGCGUAUGGUGGGUGACAUACACGAAGCCGUUGUGGAUCAUCAGGAACAAUUGAAUGCAUUGAAUGCCACUACAACGGCACUACCAAUUAUAAAAUCGAGUAAAAUCGAUGCGCUCGUAAAGCAGAUACGGCCAAUGGUAUCGGUUUCGGAGAAAAUGGACGAAGUAUGGGACGUUGUUGUGGGCACAAAGUCAUCGGUCAUUAACGAUUUGCUACCCAAAUCGGAUGCCUUACUGACGCAGACACAACGGCAGGAGCGUGCUAUUGGCGAGAUCCAUCACGAUCUGAAGGCGAAAACGAAUCAAAUCAUCAACAAUUUGGAUAUGGUUGAGAAACGUUUGAAGAAACAGGAAGAUGAUGUGCAACUAUUGGCGCAACGACCAGUACCAGCUGAGCUGCUAAUGGAUCCCACUAUCGAUCGACUUGUCGAAUAUGAUCCCAAUCGUUACUCCGUCAUUGAUGAGUAUCCCGAAACGAAUAUGCCCACCACACCAAUCACUACAAGCGCAACAGGCACCUCAACUGUGCCACCCCCUACAGUAGCCGCUUCACUGAGCGCAUAUACCACAUUCGCGACAACAACACCCAGCCCGUCAUUAGCAUCAGCCAGUCAACCUACUACGUCAUCAUUUACGGCGCAAAUGGCUGCAAAUGGAGGCGCUUCAUCGGCGGCUAUGUUAGCAGCGGUCUCAUCGGCAGCCACAACAACAUCAACCUCGGCAAAGCCACUAUCACGCAAAGGUGGCAUUAUCUUUCCCAGCGUUAAGAAUAAGCCUGCUGUGGUGAAUUCAACAUUUUCCACCGACAUACUCACGCUGAAGGACAUAAAGGGGUUCUCUUGCGUGGAUCUCCUUAACGCUGGCAUGAGGCAAUCGGGUGUGUUCUACUUGCAAAUUCGUGGUACCACCUAUUGGUUCUUGAAGGUCUUUUGCGAGCAAGAAGUAUCUGAUGGCGGCUGGACGGUCAUACAAAGACGAGACGAUUUUGGUGAGCCACGCGAAAACUUCAAUCGUGAUUGGGCUGACUAUAAAAAUGGAUUCGGCGAUCCCGCCAAGGAAUUCUGGUUAGGUAAUGAAAAUAUUUAUAUGCUAACGAAUAAUGAGGAUUAUGCGCUUCGCGUUGAGCUAGAAGACUUUGAAGGCAAUAAGAGAUAUGCACAAUAUUCGCACUUUAAAAUUCACUCAGAAGCUGAUUACUAUAAAUUGGAAAUCGAUGGUUAUGAGGGUAACGCUGGCGAUUCACUAAAUGAUCCUUGGUACGGUUCGAACAAUAGUCCCUUCUCAACCUACAAUAGGGACAACGAUCGUAGCUCACUGAAUUGUGCUAGUAUGCUGAAGGGCGGUUGGUGGUGGAAGUCUUGCGGUCGUGGUCUAAAUGGUUUAUACUUACAUGAUCCACAAGAUUUGACAGCACGACAAGGUAUCGUCUGGUUCCGUUGGCGCGGAUGGGACUACACACUAAAGAAGGCCACUAUGAUGAUCCGUCCUCGCGCACCCCAGCCCAUGGGCAGUACCGUGUCGACGUCAUAAGCAUUGAGCGACUUGCGAACCUACUUGGAGGCGUUAAGUUGUAAACAAAAACAACAACUGUUUUUAAUCACCUAAAAUCAACCGCAAACAAGUUUCAAAUGAAAUAGUUUUAAAAGCAGAGCGGCAUUUAAAAACGAAACUUUUUUCAUGUAGGCAGACAUUUUCGAAUUGAAAUAUCCUGCACUGUGAAAAAAAGCGGAAAUACGAUAUUUGGGCCGAAAUAUUACACGCACACAUGCAUACAUACAAAAUAUCCAUAUACAUUUACACGUCCAUAAAAACUUGCAUAUGAAAUGUAGUUUUACUUCAUUUUCGGGUUGAUUUUUAUUUUCGAAAUUUUUUAAAUUUUUCGUUGAUAGCCAAUUAUAUAUGUAUACGUUUACAUCCUUAUUUGUUAUUUGUUUUACAGAUAUUAACUUAUUUUAUCAUACAUAUUGCAUAUAUAUAUUAUAUACAUAUGUACAUUAUAUUCGUACAUGCAUAGAUUCAUAUUUGUAAACCACACAUAAAUACAUUUUUUUAUAUUGGAAAUUAUUUGAUUGUUAACCCAGCAAUUGCCAAAACUCAUCAACGCAUCGGACUUUUUACGAAAUUCUAUGCAUGGAAUUCUUAUUGUAACGAAUAUCGUACAAAAUAACUGACUUCUGUUUGUUUUGUUAACGGUAUUCAAAAUAAAAAGAAGGAAAUUGGCCGGUUAUGUGACAAUAUUUUGCCUAUCAUUAUCAUGUACACAUAAAUUUUAGUUACUUUGAAGCAUAUGCAAAUCAAAAUCAUAUGUACAACUACAUAUAUAAGUGAAUACAAACUAUCUUCUUUAUUUAAUUGCAUUAUCUUACGGCAAAGCAUAAUUUUUUUACUAAAAUAUUCAAUUUUCCCAAUUUUUUAUAUUCAGAUAAUUGUUGCGUUGUUUUUUGUUCUCUAAAUUGGAGAUAUAAUUUCCAUUCAAGCAUCAUAUUGUAAAUAUUAUUCCUUUUCAUAACAGCAAACUUUUUUAAUCUAAAUUAUCUCCUGUUUAUUUUGUCAGUUAUCACAUCUAUAAUUUUGAUUGUUUUCUUAAUUCAUUGUUAUUCGUAUUUAUGCAAUCAAUCCAAAAAUGUACAGAACCUUCAAUAUACUCUUAAAUAGAAUUCGUAAAGAA